Molecule: messenger RNA, 1107 nt
Organism: Anneissia japonica
Lineage: Eukaryota; Metazoa; Echinodermata; Crinoidea; Comatulida; Comatulidae
Product: neuromedin-U receptor 1-like
Exons: 1
Coding region: 1-1107 (368 amino acids)
Biological process (GO): G protein-coupled receptor signaling pathway
Cellular component (GO): plasma membrane
Molecular function (GO): G protein-coupled receptor activity
Source: RefSeq, a predicted model, not a curated record
AUGGCAAACAACAACAGUAGUUUAUUGGAAGAAGAGAAGGACUGGGAUGCAGUUAUAAAGCCAUUUUUGUAUACUGACGCAGAAAUAUAUUUAAUGUAUAUUUUUCUUCCAAUUGUUGUCCUCACCGGACUCAUUGGUAAUGCGUCUACUAUCAUUGUUCUUACUACCAACACGCGCAUGGGCACCCCACUAAAUAUCUAUCUAGUAAAUCUUGCGAUUUCUGAUAGCCUAUUUCUAGUCGUAGCUUCGACAUAUAUGUGGUUUACUCUCACUCAAAGUCCAUUUCAUAUUUUCUAUGACAAUCGGGGUGUUUCUGUAGGUUAUUGUAAAUUUAAUGCAUUAGUUGUUGACUGGACAUACAUGGUUUCUGCGAAUAUCGUUUUAGCCAUUAGUGUCGAACGCUUUUUAGCAAUUACAAAACCUCUGAAAUAUCGCUCGUAUGUGUCUAAGAAGCGCACAAUAAAAGUAUGCUGCGCUAUAUGGAUCAUUUCUCUGAUAUGUCAAGUUCGAAAUACAGUGACAAUAGGUAAACAGGAAUUAACAUUUUCAUGGCCAGAUAUGUGGAACGGUGUUCCAAGCACAUCGUCGGUAUGCGUUUACUGUAGCGUUGACGAAUUUAAUGUUAGUGUAUGCAGUAUUAUUGUAGAUUUGGUUACAGCAGAGGUUGCACUUUACUUAGUAUAUCUUAUGUUAAUGAUUACUCUCUACCUUGUGAUGAUUGUGUCUCUGUAUCAACCUCUUUCUAAGAAAAAGCAAGAGAUCUCUUCUGCAAGUAAUCGAACCAACUAUGAGCGGAAAGCGUUAAAUACUGUCAUAGUGACUGUAGUUGUUUACGUUGUCCUUACGGCUCCGAACAACAUGCUUUGGAUAUAUGGCUAUAUAAUCCCUAAGGCUAACUACGAUGUUAUAACAUCGUUUGCUAACGUGUUUAGAUACUUGGCUUUUGUUAACAACUCUGUUAAUCCAAUCAUAUACAAUAUUUCAAAUGACAGAUACAGAAAGCGAUUUCUGCAGUUGUUUGGCUUUUCUUCUGGCACUGUGAAUAAAGAAAAUUGUGUCCAGACACCAGCAAGAACACCAAUUUUUACAAUUUCUACUUCAUUGUAA